This is a messenger RNA of Neocloeon triangulifer, 1134 nucleotides long. It is a transcript of the gene Hus1-like, whose product is annotated as checkpoint protein HUS1. Lineage: Eukaryota; Metazoa; Arthropoda; Insecta; Ephemeroptera; Baetidae. The transcript is spliced from 7 exons. Gene Ontology annotation, biological process: nucleotide-excision repair; meiotic DNA integrity checkpoint signaling; mitotic DNA replication checkpoint signaling. Bases 167 to 1009 code for a protein of 280 amino acids. The record is from RefSeq and is a predicted model, not a curated record. Gene Ontology annotation, cellular component: checkpoint clamp complex; site of double-strand break; nucleolus.
UUUUAUUGUGAACACUUAGACAUAAUUUAAAAUUACCUAUUACAGAGACAUCCAAGGGCCAAGUGGAUUCCAAUGCAGUCUCUCUCCUUGCAUUUGAGUAUGACAUAAUCAAAUCGUGAAGGUUUUCAAGAAAUCAACGCUUCUUCCACGGACAGAGGCGAUAGAAAUGAAGUUUCGGGGGAAAAUGGCAGACGCCGCAGCCGUGCGGCAGUUGACAAACUUGGCGAGCACGAUGGCCAAAAUGAAGGCCGGCGCCGUGACCUUGCGGUUGUCCAAGGACGUGUCGACGUUUUCCCUGUGCGAGGACGGCGGCAGCAGAGUUGUGUGUUGGUGCACUUUGGAGCAAAAGCGAAUCUUCACCGAGUUGACCCUCGAAGGUGCCACCGUGGAGCAAAACCAAAUCUGUCUGCUCCUCAGCCCAGCUUCCAUGGCUAGUGCGCUGACUUCGGCAAAGAAUGCGCUGGGCGCGGCCAAAAGUGUGAAAAUAAAGCUGACAAACAAAAAGUGUCCUUGCCUCACCUUUGAGAUUGAUUUGCCGAGUGUCGGUCUCAUUCCGAGGACUUGUGUUCAUGACGUGCCUGUCAUUCUGAUCCCCCGUCUCGAAUGGCCUCUCCAUGAGCCUCCGCAGGUGUCGGACCCAAAUGUCAGUCUGAGUGUGGCUGCCGUGAAAAAAGUUCGCACAGUAAUUGAUCGAUUACGCAAAUUGAGCAGCAAACUUCACAUUCAGGUCACAAGCAUCGGCGGACUGUGUCUGCGAACAGAAACUGAUUCUGGCACCUUUGCCACCUACUUCCAGAACCUUCCUGUCGUUUAUUCGGAUGACGAUAAUGAUGGAACUUUGUCCGUAUCUCUCUGGAUUGAUGCUAAAAAGUUGGCGCAGUUGCUCGCCAGUGACCAAUUGAAUCCUGACCACCUGGUUUUUGGUGUUGUGAAUGAAAAACUGCUCCAUGUGAUUCUUACCCAAGAUGAUCUGAAUUUGCACUACAUUAUACCUGCCAUAUCGCUGUAAUAGGUAUUUACAUAACUCAACAAAUAAGAGACGGACUUAUGCAUUUGCCUUACUUGGUAAAUAAAAUGUAAAUAGCAAAUUGAAACAAUUUUAAAAUAGAUAAACAAGCAAAUUUUGAUUUUCAA